AUGAGCGAUCAACAACAGCAACAACAGCAACCGGGAAUAAUACUGGCGGCAAAUCGUCGCGUGCCAAUUCCAAACUCCAAGUACGACGACGACGCAGAGGACAAAGAGAAAGAAGAAUCGCGGCCUAAAAUCACGAAGAAAGCGAGAACGCCAAAGGCGCAAAAACAGUCCAAAACGAGCAGCGCGACGGUAAAGACGACGACGGUGUCGUCGUCUGAAACGGACACGGACGCGGAGAAAGAAGACGCGGAGGAUGAGAAGUUGGUGCAACCGUCGAAGAUUUUGAUCCCGCAGGACGGGCAACAACCCAAGAAGUGGCGGUUGGCCGAUCAGAGAAGAACGAUUCUCUCUCGAACGAAAACGCUCUUCCGUUUCCUCGGUUUGGGGCACAUGCGAGGCGUCGGCAUGGAUUUACCGUACAGGCAAAGGUUUCAAUUUUUACUGGAAUUGAUUUACGGCGACACGUUUAAACCGAAAGCGUUUUGGGCCAGACACCCGGACCCGGACGAGUUUUUCUACGCGUUGUUUCGAGUGGCGAAACCGGAUUUGCCGAGAACCGCGUUCGUCGGCGACGUGUUCGAGCUGAGCGCGGAGACUUUGCACAACGAAGUGAACGCGCUCGCGUUGGGGCGGUUAGGGGUAUCCUCGGAACAGUUGUUGAGGUUGUUUCAGCACAACGCGGCGGUGGAGCAUCCGCAGGAGCAAGGAAAGGAGAAAGGGAAGUGGGUGAGGGUUGUGGACUCGACGCUUCCGGCGGAGGUGAAAACCGGGGCGGAAGGGAAGACGACGCUGUUCGUGCCGACGCCGACGGAGGAGACGGAAUAUAGACCAAACAUUCCAAACGGCUGGAGGCCAGGACCUACGAGAGGGAAAAGAGACCGUGGGUCUAAAGGGCACUCCGGGGUGUUUUUAACGCAACAAGCGUUGAAGGCGGUUGGAGAGAACGCGCCAGUGAUUUCGCCGGGCGUGAACACAAAGUAUAUGGAGCAACGGAGGGCGUUUAUCGCGAACGGGAAGGUGGAUGCGCCGGUAACUGCGGCUACCAAGAAGAAGGAUACCAACGGUAAAGGUAAGAAUGCUGGUAGUAAUACUACUAUCACUACUAGUACCGCUGCCACUACUACUGCUACUACCACCACUACUGCGAAAGGAACGAAACGACCGCGAUCGACGAAAGCUGGUACUCAAGCCUCGAAAAGAGGCGGCGGGGGCGGCGGCGGUGGCAGCGGGAUGUUGGACGGACUCGUCGCGGCGGCGUUGUUAUCGGAAAUGGACAACCAAAAAGAAGAAGAGGAGCAAAAAGAGAAAAAGGCGAGGGAGAAGGAGGAGAAGCAGAGAGCAAACGCUUCAAAGAAAGAGACAGGUGAGAAACAACCGAAAUCAAAGUUGGAGAAGCUCAUGCUCGAACAUUUGAAAAAAGAGACCGGAGACGGGUCAAACAUCAAGAAUGCAAAAGACGAGAAGGCGAGGUCAAACGACGAGAAUCAUAACGGAAACGUUAAGAAGAGCGAUCAACACGCCUUGUCGAAAAAAGAAGAAUCUGCGUCGCCUAAUGGUGGUAGAGGUGGGGGAAGAGGUGGCGCGCCUCUCGAGGAGGAAGACUUUGACGACGCCAUUCCAACGCUUCCCCUCGACGACGACGAUUUGGACACGUGGGAACGUUUUGAUGCUUGGCGAGCGCCGUUAGAGGAAGACGAUGCGGAUUGUCGCGCCAAGCACCGCACCGAUACGGAUAGAAUUGAAGACGUGUACUCGAUGUUUGAUCAGGUUGUGAACGACUUGCGAAGUCCCCCGAGUUCUCAGCAGCAGCAUCAAUUGACGAACAAUCAAACGGUGUUGAGAGACGCCACGUCGAGAGCGCAAAAAUUGCUAGGCAUCGAAUACGUGCUGAAAGGCAUGAGCGGUGACUUAGAGCAGUGUUUGGACGACGACGAGACGUUGCACAUGGCGAAGCACCACUUGGCGAAAAUUAGCGAAAUCAUCAGUCGCAAGAUGAAUCAACAGCUCGGCUAA
Messenger RNA from Bathycoccus prasinos, 2013 nucleotides. RefSeq lists its product with no specific name. Lineage: Eukaryota; Viridiplantae; Chlorophyta; Mamiellophyceae; Mamiellales; Bathycoccaceae. The transcript is spliced from 2 exons. Bases 1 to 2013 code for a protein of 670 amino acids. The record is from RefSeq and is a predicted model, not a curated record.